Microtus oregoni (creeping vole) is the source of this 1090-nucleotide messenger RNA. RefSeq names its product mas-related G-protein coupled receptor member B4-like. Gene Ontology annotation, biological process: G protein-coupled receptor signaling pathway. Gene Ontology annotation, cellular component: membrane. The coding region runs from base 41 to 1090 and encodes 349 amino acids. The transcript has a single exon. NCBI's taxonomy places the organism in Eukaryota, Metazoa, Chordata, Mammalia, Rodentia, Cricetidae. Gene Ontology annotation, molecular function: G protein-coupled receptor activity. The record is from RefSeq and is a predicted model, not a curated record.
GACACUCCCUCAUAGCCAGGUGGUCUUGACCGAAAGUAUCAUGCAUUCAUAUCUCAAUUUACUUUGCAGGAACGCUACUGGAAAAUUCCCAAGCAUGAAUCCAACCACCCCAGCAUGGAGCACGGACAACACAACAAUGAAUGAAACUUACUACACUAGAAACUUACCCUGUAUUGACUCCAUCCCCAUUAUUCUGCAUACUCUUAAAGCUGGCAUUGCCAUGGUUGGGCUGGCAGGAAAUGCCAUAGUGCUGUGGCUUCUGAGCUUCCACAUACAAAGGAAUGCCUUCUCUGUCUAUGUCCUCAACCUGGCUGGGGCUGACUUCCUCUUCCUCAGCUUUCUGACUGUGCAUUCCCUGAAUUAUAUCCUUUUUUAUUUCUAUGCCAUCUACUUUGAUAUUACCAUCUAUCUCGUCAAUGUAUUCAUCUUUGCUUACCUUGCAGAUAUGUGUAUUAUUGCAGCCAUCAGUGCUGAGCGCUGUCUGUCUGUUUUGUGGCCCAUCUGGUAUCGCUGCAAACGACCAAGACACUUAUCAGCUGUCAUGUGUGCCCUGCUCUGGGCCUUCUCUCUACUGUUGAGUCUCCUGAUAGGGCAUGAUUGCGGCUUUCUAAUACACUAUUAUAACCGUUCUUUCUGUGAGAGUUAUAGUUUUAUCACUGUUGCAUUUGUGAUAGCAUUAUCUGUGGUUCUUUGUGGAUCUAGCCUGGCCCUGUUGGUCAGGAUCUUCUGUGGCUCACAAAGAAUUCCUGUGACCAGGUUGUGUGUGACCAUUACCCUCGCGGUGCUGGUCUUCUUAUUCUUUGGUCUGCCCUUUGGUAUCUAUUUUUUCCUCUUAGAUUGGAUUAUGGAGUUGUAUAAAGUUUUCCCUUGCCAUAUUCCUGAAAUGACAAUUUUUCUACCCUGCAUUAACAGCUGUGCCAACCCCAUCAUUUACUUCCUUGUUGGCUCCAUUAGGCACCGUAGUUUCAAGAGGCAGACUCUGAAGAUACUACUGCAAAGAGCCAUGCAGGACACUCCUGAGAAAGAAGGUGAAGAAACGGGUUCUUCAAGAAAUCCUGGAGAACAGGAAGCAGUCUGGUGUAGUAGUUGA